AUGGCAUCACGAUGGGCAAAUGAUGAAGCAGACAAAGCCGAGGAAGCGCGUCGGAAGAAAGAGAAAGAAGAGAAGAAACGCCUGAAGCUUCAGAAACAGCAAGAGGCGGAAGCAGCCUCACGAACAACGCAAGAGGCGGAAUCGAGACCUGCAAAGCGCAGGAGAUUAUCAACAGGCGACGAUGACGAGGGAGCCGCAAAGCCCAAAGAAGAAGAGACCGAGAGGAAGCUCUUGCGAUUUCAAGGCGGAGCUUGGAACCCUUGUCGACAUAUUUCCAACUUCGAGACCCUCAAUCAGAUCGAAGAAGGCUCAUACGGCUGGGUCUCACGAGCGCGCGACAUCACUACAGGCUCCGUGGUCGCCCACAAGAAAGUCAAAAUGGACUACAACCAAGACGGUUUCCCUAUCACCGCGCUACGAGAAAUCUCCAUCCUGCAACGCUCCAGACAUGCCAAUGUCGUCGAUCUUCUGGAGGUUCUAUCUGGUGACGACCCGCAAGAAUGUAUCCUGGUCAUGGACUUCCUCGAACAUGACCUCAAGACAUUGCAAGAAGACAUGAGUGAGCCAUUCAUGGCAAGUGAAGUCAAGACAUUGUUACGACAGUUGGUCUCUGGCGUCGGCUAUCUGCAUGAGAACUUCAUCAUGCACCGCGAUCUCAAGACAUCAAACAUCCUACUCAACAACCGUGGCCAGCUGAAGCUUGCAGACUUUGGUAUGGCACGAUAUAUCCCGCCGGCGAACGCACCCCUCACACAACUGGUCGUCACGCUAUGGUAUCGUGCGCCUGAACUUCUACUAGGGACUCGAGAUUACGGGACGGAAGUCGACAUGUGGAGCGUAGGCUGUAUAUUCGGCGAACUGCUUGCAAAAGAGCCGUUACUACAAGGCAAGAACGAGGUCGACGAGCUCUCACUCAUCUUCUCCCUUUGUGGUCUCCCAUCAGAGAAGUCUUGGCCACAAUUCUACCGCCUGCCCAACUCCAAAUCACUAAAGCUACCGCGCGACCACCGCAACGCCCCAGGCUUCAACCGUGCAAAAUUUCCCUUCUUGACAGCGUCUGGCAUUGAACUCCUCUCUUCGUUGCUAUCCCUGAAUCCAGACCAUAGGCCUACAGCGAAAGAAGUACUGGAGCAUCCUUACUUCAGAGAGCAACCCAAGCCGAAACCGACCGAGAUGUUUCCCACGUUUCCAAGCAAGGCCGGGCAGGAGAGGAGAAGGAAGAAGAGUCCGAAUGCGCCAAAGAGAGGAGAGGCGCCCGGCAUGCAGGGCAACGUGGAUUUUAGUAGUAUUUUCAAGGGCAGAGAGGAAGAAGAGAAGGGAGCAGGAUUUCAGUUGAAGAUGACCUGA
Messenger RNA from Alternaria ethzedia, 1347 nucleotides. RefSeq lists its product as uncharacterized. Gene Ontology annotation, molecular function: ATP binding; cyclin-dependent protein serine/threonine kinase activity. The record is from RefSeq and is a predicted model, not a curated record. Bases 1 to 1347 code for a protein of 448 amino acids. Lineage: Eukaryota; Fungi; Ascomycota; Dothideomycetes; Pleosporales; Pleosporaceae. The transcript has a single exon. Gene Ontology annotation, cellular component: nucleus. Gene Ontology annotation, biological process: regulation of mitotic cell cycle; protein phosphorylation.